UGGCGCCAGCUGCCUCAGAUAUAGACAUAGCUGACUGGAUGACCAGCUUGCCCCAGCUAGCUUGAGCCCAAGGGCUCCCUCGGGCACUGUGUUGCUGUCCUGGGGGCUUCAGCACCACACCCCAAGGGUGUGGCGUGUCACAGAGGGAGGCCAGAGGGGCAACAGCCAUGCCAGGAAUGGGGCAGAGCCUGGCUAAGGCCAAGCCACGGUUGCUAGCAGGCACUGACAGGAAGAGGAGCCGCCUGAGCAGGACAAGGCAGGACCUGUGGGAAGAGACCAGCUGGAGCAAUGAAAGGUGGAGCAGAGCUGCCCCUAGCCCGAGAGGGGCCAGGGCCAGAAGCCUGGCUCAUGGCAGGACUGAGGCCAGUCCUGAGAACGCUGCGCGGGAGCGGAGCCGGGUGAGGACACUGCGCCAGGCCUUCCUGGCCCUGCAGGCUGCUCUGCCUGCUGUGCCGCCCAACACCAAGCUUUCCAAGUUGGACGUGCUGGUGCUGGCCACCAGCUACAUAGCCCACCUCACCCGCACGCUUGGCCACGAGUUACCUGGCCCCGCCUGGUCACCCUUCCUGCGCGGACUCCGCUACUUGCACCCUCUCAAGAAGUGGCCGAUGCGAUCUCGUCUCUAUGCUGGAGGCCUGGGGUGCUCUGGCCUCGACUCCACCACAGCCACCACCUCAGGCCAAAGAACAAAGGAGGCAGAGGUUGGGGCCCACGUCUCUGGAGAGGCAGCUGCUCUCCUUCCCACCAGGCCACUCUCACCAGCUCUUGGUGACAAAUGAUCAUCACACUCACCCUUUUCUCCUAGACUGCAACUCAAGCUUAGGGACCUGGAUUCUCUACCAGGCCCUGCCUGUCUACACGCUGACUCUCACACGCUGAAUCUGACUCAGACUCAGCUCCCAGGUUCCAGCACCCAGACCAGGCGAAGCAGCAGGCGUUUCUGUGAUGGAGAAUACUCAGGAGCACCAGGGAGCAAAUCCUCAGCUCGGCACCCAGGGGAUGACUCCCUAGUGGCUCUUUUGUGGCAGCUACAAGCGAAGUGGGAGAGGAAGAGGUUUGAUUGGGUUGCAGCUUGUUAGGGCACCGCCCCUUGCUUUUCUCCCCUGAGGUUCGCACAAACCCUCUGGAGAUUCCAAGAAGACAGACAUUGCUGCGCAGGUACAGAGGGAGGGGCCUAGGUUGGCAGCGGCCGCAGGUGCUGCUGGGAAAGCCAAGAGCCAAACAGACUCUUGCAGUUGUGAGUGUGAACAGAGCCAGGCAGGGGUCGCAUAGCCAGGGGGAAACUGAAGAAGAGAACUUGCUUUAUUAUGGCACCACAAGAUGCUUCCUCAACGUCAAAGAUGCAGGGAGGAAUUUAGGAGUCUUGUCUCUGCAUUAUGGUCUCUCCAGCUGCCCGUCGUCACUCCGUUUUCUCCCUCUCUGGGCCCUGCACUCUUCCACUUUUUUCUUGAUAUGAGUUAUAUUUACAGGUUAAGCCAUAAAGUUUACAUUGCUUACAUUCCAGUUUCCAGAGAAAGUUUUGGAUAGUCCCAGCUGCCUAGUUUGAGAAGAUCUCACCCCCAAGCGGCUCUACCUUAGCUGAACCAGGUAGCGCCUUCAGGCCUUGCACGUGGAGGAUAUCGCUAGACUCAAUUACAUCCUGGAGGGACCUUAGAAGGAGAACGUGUAUCUUUCCCAGGGAAUGGUAAUUACAGUCUUCUCUUUCCAUUAUGUUAGAAAACUAACCUCCAGGAAAAACGAGAUAGGCCUGGGUUCAGUGGGUUCCUUGUAUGAUUUUGGCUUAGGGCUUCACUGGCUCUGGGGUUAUUUCUACAAUCAGUCUACAGAUUAACUCUGUAGGGUUAGCUCCUUCUCACAGGCACUGCUUCCCAGGCUCUCCCUAUGUCUUGCCACAAGGUGCCAGAAAUCCAAGAGUCUUAGUGGAAUUUAUCUCUGGCCCUGAAGAAAUAAUUUGAGGGAUAAUCACAGAGUCUACACAUGCUGAAAGUAACUUUCCAGAUCAGGUGUAGCUUCAUAUCAGGCACCUGAAGUCUAGAUAGAGAAGGAACCACUUUUUUGUUAAACUUCAGUGCCUCAGAGUGGGAGGGGAUGGACUGGGCCAACUGGAGUCACAAUAGGGGUGGCCUUAGACAGAAGCCACCACUGCCAUUGUGAAAAUACGUGAGAUUCUGGGCACGCGGGGAUGGCCAAGGGUCUGGGUUCUGGCGUGAUGAGCUGCUGUUCCUCCACAGGGCUGGCCAGGGCAGCAGGGGAAAAGGGGCUGAGGGGGUGACUCAGCAAGUUGGGCUGGAGGCAGAAAAGGAGACACAGAACGUCCCAGCCUCGGCUGCAUGGGAUAUGGGAGAGCAGCUGGACUGUGGCUGGGAGCCAAGAGGAGAAGUCUUAGCCAAGGCUGAACUCGUAAAUCUCCCAAGUCUCUGCUGAGGGGCCUGGAGAGCUUGUGCAGAGCCGCCUCUGGGCAGCUGGACGGGGCCAGGCAGGGGCAGAGACCAGGUGUGGGUGGGCAUGAACACAGUGUUCUCCACAAGACCAUAAAAGUCCAGCUUGAGUGUUCUAUUUUUAAAGCCAAAUAGCAGAAUCUUCCUGGUUGAGUUCAAGGGUGGCAGGAAGAGAAGCAGACAAAUUUCUUCCUGAGCUGGUGGCACGUAAUCUUUUUCUGGGGAUGAAACUGGGGAAGCUGGCUGUGGGUGUGCAUUGGGGCUUCUCCUGGUUUGGUCUGGAACUUGCCCCACCCCACCCUGCUCAGACUCAAGCCUUUGCCUACAACAUCAGACCCCUCAAGGGUGAUCACAUUACCCUGGUGGAGAAGACAAGAGGGCAAAAGAAGGAUGAGGCCGGUGGAAGGCUGAGGAAGGGCAAGUGUCAUUAUAAGUUUCUAAGACUGCCUUGGGCUCUUUCCAGACAAAACUAUUUUCCUUAGUGGCUGAGACAGUUCUGUGGGGUCCAGUGACCAUCUCCUCCAGCCGGAGAACACCCAGCGCAAUCAGGCCAGGGAGCAAACGGGCCGCAACGGGGCAGGUGGAGCCAAGAGAAGGACGAAUGCGUGAAGGGGGAAAACCAGAGGAAGCAUCAGGUCAGAGACUUGCAUCCACAAAUGAACCAGAACCAGGAGUAACUCCCUUUGCCUCUGCAGCAGAGAAAGAAAAACACCUUCUCGUUGGGAGACGGCUGAGAUUCAGGUCCAAUGACGGCUUUUAUUCCCCAGGAACAGGGGUAAGUGGGAAAGAGGCUCCAAAAGGCAACAGGAGCACAGGUGACAAAAUGACACUCAAGUCACUGGCUCAGGAGUCAGAGGGAUGGCUGGUCCACUUGGUUAUCUGGUACCACCCUCGGAAUCCCCAGGUGCCCGUGACUCGAGGUGGGGGUGGAGGCAGUGAGGUGAGGACAGCUUCCUCAGACUUGGAUGUGCUUGCGCUUUCUGAGGAGCAGCAGAACAGCAGGGCAGAGGCCUAGAUGUACUGUGGGAGGAACAGAGCUGGCCAAGGGUAUCUAAGUGUGAAGGUGGAGACUGGAGAUUUUACCAAAUUGGGAACUAGAGUAAUCAGAAACAGAAAAUCUAGUCUUCUCUGAGAAAUUCCUUUUCUCUUCCUCUGGAAGGAGCCCAGCUAGGAUGAGUCAGAUGGUGCUGUCCUCUCCCUUUUGUGGGGCAAGCUCUAAACCCAGGGCCCCUGCAAGCUUAUAUUCUAGAUCAAGGGCUGGCAAACUGUGGCCGGGGGGCCAAAUCUGGCCCCCCUUUAAAUAAAUUUUUAUUGGAAUAGUCACACCCAUUGGCUUACAUGUGAUCUACGGCUGCUUUCCUGAUACCAUGGCGGAGUUGAAUAGCUGCAACAGACUGUAAAGCCUACAUUUUUACAGAGUUCCUGUGAAGGAACUCUGGCCACUUACAGAAAAAUCUGCUGACCUUUGCUCCAGAUCAGAGAUAUUCAAAGUGUGGUCCUGGAACCCUGGGGGUCCCUGAGACCCUUUCGGUGCUCUAAGUGGCCAAAAUUAUUUUCAUAAUACAAAAUGAUAUUUGCCCUUUUUUACCCUUAUUCUCUCACUGGUGUAAUGGAAUUUUCCAGAAGUCAUAUGACAUGUGAUAUUGCAACAACAGAGGGCAUGUAGAAGCAGGUAGGAGAAUCCAGCUAUCUCUUACAACAGACGUUAAAGAUAUUUGCAAAAAUGUAAAACAAUGCCACUUUUCUCACUAAAUAUUUUCCAGUAUGGAAAAUAAUUGUUUUUCAUAAAAAUGUUAGAUAUAUUCAUAUCUAGUGGGCUAAUUAAUGUUAUUUUUAAAUAAAUAUUUUUUUAAUUCUCUA
This is a messenger RNA of Equus quagga, 4298 nucleotides long. RefSeq names its product transcription factor 23 (gene TCF23). The coding region runs from base 168 to 779 and encodes 203 amino acids. The record is from RefSeq and is a predicted model, not a curated record. NCBI's taxonomy places the organism in Eukaryota, Metazoa, Chordata, Mammalia, Perissodactyla, Equidae. Gene Ontology annotation, biological process: developmental process; regulation of transcription by RNA polymerase II. The transcript is spliced from 3 exons. Gene Ontology annotation, molecular function: DNA-binding transcription factor activity, RNA polymerase II-specific; protein dimerization activity; RNA polymerase II transcription regulatory region sequence-specific DNA binding.